This is a messenger RNA of Balearica regulorum gibbericeps (East African grey crowned-crane), 936 nucleotides long. Lineage: Eukaryota; Metazoa; Chordata; Aves; Gruiformes; Gruidae. The record is from RefSeq and is a predicted model, not a curated record.
CAGGGACUGUCACUAGCCCAUCCGUUGCCCUGACUCUUGCCCUUGGAGGAAGCCAGUCAUGGGGGAAACGGGCAAAGAAGAGUAUAAAAUACAGUCGUUCGACACCGAGACUCAGAAGCUGCUGAAAACAGCCCUCAAAGACCCCAGCAAUGUGGACCUGGAGAAAGUGGCCAAUAUUAUAGUGGACCAGUCCCUCAAAGACUGUGUGUUCAGCAAGGAGGCAGGGCGCAUCUGCUACACCAUCAUCCAGGCGGAGAGCAAACAAGUCGGCCAGAGCAUCUUCCGGAGGAGCCUACUGAACCGGCUGCAGCAGGAGUACAAGGACAGGGAGGAGCUGCGUACCCGCUCGCUCCAGGCAUGGAUCUGCUACGUCACCUUCAUCUGCAACAUCUUCGACUACCUGAGGGUGAACAACAUGCCCAUGAUGGCUCUGGUGAACCCCGUUUACGACUGCCUGUUCCGGCUGGCACAGCCCGACAGCCUGCGGCAGGAGGAAGAGGUGGACUGCUUGGUCCUACAGCUCCAUCGCAUCGGCGAGCAGCUGGAGAAGAUGAACUCCCAGAGGAUGGAUGAGCUCUUCUCCCUCCUCCGGGAUGGCUUCCUGCUGCAGGAGGGGCUCAGCUCCCUGUCCCAGCUCCUGCUGCUGGAGAUCAUCGAGUUUCGGGCUGCUGACUGGAAGAUGACGGACGCUGCUCAGAAAUACUAUUACAGCGAAGUGAUGGAUUAACCGCUCUACAGAGGAGGUGUAGAGACGUCCCCAGCACUUUCACCAGCAAGCUUCAUACCAAGUUUGAAUUUCUUUUCACGUUAAUGUUUUUCUAGCACUUCCGAUAAAUAGGAUUUAUGCUGGCUGGAGCCUCUGGGCAUGUAACUGUCAGGCGGCAACCGGUGCUAGGCUGACUGUGGAGGUUUGGAGAGGUGGGGAGGGCAGGGCAC